GGCACAGCAGCGACCCGUCCUAAGUCGACAGACGUCCUCUUUAGGUAUUGCAACAGGAUCUGAAGUACCCCCGAGGAUCUCAGAAACCAUGCCCAAGCCAGACAGCGAAGCAGGGACUGCCUUCAUUCAGACCCAGCAGCUCCAUGCAGCCAUGGCUGACACCUUCCUGGAACACAUGUGCCGCCUGGACAUUGACUCCGCACCCAUCACGGCCCGCAACACUGGGAUCAUCUGUACCAUUGGCCCUGCUUCCCGAUCUGUGGAGAUGCUGAAGGAGAUGAUUAAGUCUGGGAUGAAUGUGGCUCGGCUGAAUUUCUCUCAUGGAACCCAUGAGUACCAUGCAGAGACUAUCAAGAAUGUCCGUGCAGCCACAGAAAGCUUUGCAUCUGAUCCCAUUCUCUACCGACCUGUUGCGGUGGCUCUGGAUACAAAGGGACCUGAGAUCCGGACUGGACUCAUCAAGGGCAGCGGCACCGCAGAGGUGGAGCUGAAGAAGGGAGCCACACUGAAGAUCACCCUGGACAACGCCUACAUGGAGAAGUGCGACGAGAACAUCCUGUGGCUGGACUAUAAGAACAUCUGCAAGGUGGUGGAGGUGGGCAGCAAGAUCUACGUGGACGAUGGGCUCAUCUCCCUGCAGGUGAAGGAGAAAGGUGCUGACUACCUGGUGACAGAAGUGGAAAAUGGUGGCUCCUUGGGCAGCAAGAAGGGCGUGAACCUGCCUGGUGCUGCUGUGGACCUCCCUGCUGUGUCAGAAAAGGACAUCCAGGACCUGAAGUUUGGGGUGGAGCAGGACGUGGACAUGGUGUUUGCGUCUGUCAUCCGCAAGGCGGCUGACGUGCAUGAGGUUAGGAAGGUCCUGGGAGAGAAGGGCAAGAACAUCAAGAUCAUCAGCAAAAUCGAGAACCAUGAAGGUGUCCGCAGGUUUGAUGAGAUUUUGGAGGCCAGCGAUGGAAUCAUGGUAGCUCGUGGUGACCUGGGCAUUGAGAUUCCGGCAGAGAAGGUCUUCCUAGCUCAGAAGAUGAUGAUUGGACGAUGCAACCGAGCUGGGAAGCCAGUCAUCUGCGCCACCCAGAUGCUGGAGAGCAUGAUCAAGAAGCCACGCCCCACCCGUGCUGAAGGCAGUGACGUGGCCAAUGCAGUCCUAGAUGGAGCUGACUGCAUCAUGCUGUCCGGAGAAACAGCCAAAGGGGACUACCCUCUGGAGGCUGUUCGCAUGCAGCACCUGAUUGCCCGAGAGGCAGAGGCUGCCAUCUACCACUUGCAGUUAUUCGAGGAACUCCGCCGCCUGGCGCCCAUUACCAGCGACCCCACAGAAGCUGCCGCCGUGGGUGCCGUGGAGGCCUCCUUCAAGUGCUGCAGUGGGGCCAUUAUCGUGCUCACCAAGUCUGGCAGGAGUGCUCACCAAGUGGCCCGGUACCGCCCAAGGGCUCCUAUCAUUGCUGUGACACGCAAUCCCCAGACAGCCCGCCAGGCCCAUCUGUACCGUGGCAUCUUUCCUGUGCUGUGUAAGGAUGCCGUACUGGAUGCCUGGGCUGAGGACGUUGAUCUUCGUGUGAACUUGGCCGUGAAUGUUGGCAAGACCCGAGGCUUCUUCAAGAAGGGAGAUGUGGUCAUUGUGCUGACUGGAUGGCGCCCUGGCUCUGGCUUCACCAACACCAUGCGUGUAGUGCCUGUACCAUGAUGAUCCUCUGGAGCUUCUCUUCUAGCCCCUGUCCCUUCCCCUCCCCUAUCCUAUCCAUUAGGCCAGCAACGCUUGUAGUGCUCACUCUGGGCCAUAGUGUGGCGCUGGUGGGCUGGGACACCAGGAAAAAUUAAUGCCUCUGAAACAUGCAAUAGAGCCCAGCUAUUUUUCAUGGCCCUACUUGAGCCAGGGGUGAAGGAGGAAUGCAGGAUUGGAAACCCUCUGACUUUAUCACAGAAGGGCAGCAUUAUCUCUGUGUUCUUUGCUCCUGUAGAAAGUUUUCCAGAGAAUUCCCAGCCCUGGCCUGGAAUCAGGAGACAGCAAGAACAGAGGCUGGGGGCCCAGGGUUCCCAUGUAG
Molecule: messenger RNA, 2042 nt
Organism: Rattus norvegicus (Norway rat)
Lineage: Eukaryota; Metazoa; Chordata; Mammalia; Rodentia; Muridae
Source: RefSeq, a predicted model, not a curated record